AAACCCCUAAAACCCCAAGCCACUGGAACAGCGAGUCUCCCUCUCUCUCUCUGUAACAUUUCGUUUCUGAAUAGAACCCAGAUGGCUUCUUUGGCCCUUAGAAACCCUAAUUCGAAGCGACUUUUACCAUUCUCCUCACAAUUCUACUGCUGCUGCCGAGGAUCGCCAUCUUCCCUAACUGAAUCUCUUCUCUCGUCAAAUGACAGAACCUCUUCUUCUCCAUGGUGGAGAUCCAUGGCCACCUUCACCAGAACUAAACCUCAUGUGAAUGUGGGAACAAUUGGACAUGUUGAUCACGGCAAGACUACCUUGACUGCUGCUAUUACCAAGGUGCUAGCAGAAGAAGGGAAAGCCAAGGCCAUUGCUUUUGAUGAAAUUGACAAGGCCCCUGAAGAGAAAAAGAGAGGAAUUACGAUUGCAACGGCCCACGUGGAGUAUGAAACUGCUAAGCGUCACUAUGCCCAUGUAGACUGCCCUGGUCAUGCAGAUUAUGUUAAAAAUAUGAUUACUGGAGCUGCUCAAAUGGAUGGUGGAAUUCUGGUUGUAUCUGCUGCUGAUGGGCCCAUGCCACAAACUAAGGAACAUAUUUUGCUUGCUCGCCAGGUUGGUGUACCAUCACUCGUGUGCUUUCUGAAUAAAGUUGAUGUUGUAUCAGAUCCAGAGUUAAUAGAGCUUGUGGAAAUGGAAGUCCGAGAACUACUCAGUUUCUACAAGUUUCCUGGAGAUGAAAUCCCUAUUGUUCGAGGAUCGGCAUUGUCUGCUUUACAGGGUACAAAUGAGGAAAUAGGUAAGAAAGCCAUUUUAAAGUUGAUGGAUGCUGUGGAUGAAUACAUUCCUGAUCCUGUGCGUCAACUCGAAAAGCCUUUCUUGAUGCCAAUAGAAGAUGUUUUCUCAAUUCAGGGACGUGGAACGGUUGCGACUGGACGUGUUGAACAAGGGACCAUCAAAGUUGGUGAAGAAGUUGAAAUUUUGGGACUAUCAAAAGAAGGUCCUAAGAGAACUACAGUGACUGGUGUUGAGAUGUUCAAGAAAUUGUUGGAUCAAGGACAGGCUGGAGACAAUGUGGGUCUUCUCCUUCGUGGUUUGAAACGAGAAGAUGUGCAACGUGGGCAGGUUAUUGCCAAGCCUGGAACUGUGAAAACUUACAAGAGAUUUGAGGCAGAAAUAUACUCCCUCACGAAGGAUGAAGGAGGGCGUCAUACUGCAUUUUUCUCCAACUACAGACCUCAGUUUUACUUGCGAACUGCAGAUAUCACUGGAAAAGUAGAGUUGCCAGAAAAUGUGAAGAUGGUCAUGCCUGGGGACAACGUGACUGCAAUCUUUGAGCUAAUCUUACCAGUUCCUCUUGAGAAAGGACAAAGGUUUGCCUUGAGGGAAGGAGGAAGAACAGUUGGAGCAGGGGUAGUCUCAAAAGUGCUUCAGUGAGUGGUGGUGACGAUGGAUCCUAAAGGGGCAGGUUAGAAGGCCAGAUUGAUAUUUGAUAUAUAAAAAAAAGUGCCUUGUGGUUGGUUAUUGGACUUGCACCGAUGCAAUGUUUUUCCAGGUGCUGCUAAAAAAGUUAACAGUCGGUGGAUUGUUGUCUGUAAUUCCACAUCAGUCGCGGACAAUUAAUCGACAUGUUUUGACCAUUUUGCUUCGGUUGUUUUCUUUUUAUUUUUAAAUAAUAUCCGUCAAAAUAGUAAUGAUUCUAGACUAAUACCCUAUGAUUGACCUUUCUUUGAAAAAAAUUCUCUAUUUUUUGGGUGAAUAGGGCUGGUUGAGACUGUAAAAGUUUGUUUCAGGAAGAAUUGGUUGAAUGUGGUGAUAAUCAGUGUAAAUUACCGAGUCCA
This is a messenger RNA of Populus euphratica (Euphrates poplar), 1829 nucleotides long. Its product is annotated as elongation factor Tu, mitochondrial-like. Gene Ontology annotation, molecular function: GTPase activity; GTP binding; translation elongation factor activity. The record is from RefSeq and is a predicted model, not a curated record. Gene Ontology annotation, biological process: mitochondrial translational elongation. The transcript is spliced from 12 exons. Gene Ontology annotation, cellular component: mitochondrion. The coding region runs from base 82 to 1425 and encodes 447 amino acids. NCBI's taxonomy places the organism in Eukaryota, Viridiplantae, Streptophyta, Magnoliopsida, Malpighiales, Salicaceae.